Drosophila elegans is the source of this 1400-nucleotide messenger RNA. Its product is annotated as formin-like protein 16. Bases 159 to 1274 code for a protein of 371 amino acids. The transcript is spliced from 3 exons. Gene Ontology annotation, cellular component: chitin-based extracellular matrix. Gene Ontology annotation, molecular function: structural constituent of chitin-based larval cuticle. The record is from RefSeq and is a predicted model, not a curated record. NCBI's taxonomy places the organism in Eukaryota, Metazoa, Arthropoda, Insecta, Diptera, Drosophilidae.
CGGGUCCAGCAUUUGAGCGAUCAACGGUUGGCCAAUAAGAGCCAGGUGCCCUGCGGACAAGUCUGUUCUCCCCGCCAUCAAUAGUGCUUUUUUUCCUCUUGCGGAACUGUAACCAAAGGCCAGGAAAGAGAAGAGGGAAUACCAAGGCCAUUUCCAUCAUGAAACUUCAGCUUAUUGCGCUCGUUUGCGGCGCCCUCGCUUUGGUCGAGGCCCAAAACUAUCCCCAACGCUUAAGCAUUCCCGGAGCGGUUGCAUCACCUGGUUCACAGCCCCACCGUCAGCCUGUGCUAAGGGUCCGUCGACCUGGACCUUCACUGCGCCAGCAAAAUGUUAUCCUACCAGCGGUUACGCAACGCAUCUCCCUUGAGGAACCGCGCCCAGUGACUGAGUCGGCGGAGGAUGAGCAACCGGAACCAUAUCUGCCAAACAUUCUGCGGGAGCAACAGCUGGCCCAGGCUCAACAGUCGCAGUUCCAGCAGGCAGCUGCCGCCUUCUUGGCUGGCCAGCAACCCGUUGAGCAACCCUCGCCGGUGCAGCAGUUUCUCCAAACCGAGGACUCGCAGCCGGCCGCUAUCUUGCCCCCUCCUGCUCGCUUCCCCGCCGAACGUCCCUCCAUUCCGACGCCUUUAAGCCGUCCGGCCGCCUUCAACGACUUUGGCAUCGGUCGAUUUGAGAACUCUCAGAGAUUUGGCCUGGAGCGUCCAACGCCUACUGCAGCUGCUCCGCCACCACCGCCUCCUCAGCCCCAACGGAUCACCGUGGUUCGAACGAGACCGGCAUCCGCCGCAGCCCUGCGUCCUGAGCCACCAGCACCACAGCCUGUGGCCAGGCCACGCCCUAAGCCCGUCCAGCCGCGUCCCAUUAUUGAUCAGAAUCAACUGCAGGACGACCGCGCCGAACAGCAGCAGCAACAGCGACGCCGGCAACCCGUUUCCCAGACCAUUCGCAAGUGGCGCGAGGAGAACGAGGAUGGCAGCAUCACCUGGGGCUACGAGAACGACGAUGGCUCCUUUAAGGAGGAGUUGAUCGGCACCGACUGCAUCACCAAGGGCACAUAUGGAUACAUCGAUCCUGAUGGCAACAAACGCGAGUACCACUACGAGACGGGCAUCAAAUGUGAUCCCAACAACCGCAACAACGAGGAGGAGCUGCAGGAGAACGGGUUCAUCAACUACGAGGAGAACCGCGCCGUGCUGCCCAACGGCCUGGAGAUCGACAUGACGCAGCUGGGCAAAAAGAAGUCAAAGCGCCCGAAUGGCAUCUACAGGAACUGAUCCUCCCCAGCACAUUUAGUCCCUUAAGUCAAGCAGCUCGUAGGUCGUCUUACUUGUAUUCCACUUAUAAUUAUGUCCAUACUCCAUUGAGUGUCAAGUGAAAGAUUAAAUAUGAUUAGAAUAGAG